AUGUAUCAUACACAAUUAACUAUUUCCUGCCUCAUUUACUGCGUGGUCAAGUUUAUUUCCUCUGAAUUCACCCAUUACGACGCUGCCGAUUAUGAAUUAAAAUUACUGAGGCUGACAACCACAGACAUUUGGUAUUCUCAGAGGUAACUUGUGAUUUUGCAGUCAAUCUUCUCCACAGGAACCAUAUCUUUGAAAUCGACCUCCGCAAUCGUUCAAAAGCUCGCCUUAUACUUAAAUGGCCUUCUGGUGAAGCAGCCCGCUGUAGUGGAAUAUUUUCAAACUGCAUUGGAUAUAUUAUAUAUGCAGUCGAAUUAAAAAGCGGGGUUUUUGAAAUAUGCGGCAUUCUCCAGAAAAUCGCAACAUGUUCCAUAUAUAAGUAUGUGGGCAACUACCUGAAAGCUAUUUCCGAAGAGCGCUUAGCAAACGAGCUAAUAAACAGUGAUCAAGACAGUACACUUUUCUACCAUACAAGUAAGUAUCCGCACUACUUUAUGCAUUGGAAUGUUUUCUUAAUACAAGGCAGUCAAUAUUAAUUUUUAUAAGCCAUGACCGGAAGUACCUCUAUAGUCCUUCAGUCGAUUUCUCAAAGCACAAUCAGCUUGAUUCUGCAUGGUUAAAAUUAUCGGUCCAACAUGAUAGUAUGAAUUGCAUUUUUCAGUAGACAGACCUUGUGCGUACGCUAAAAGCAGCUUGAUAAAUAUGUUUUUAGAAAAUGAACAAUAGAAGGGCUUGAAAUUACGGAGUGAACCUGAUUAGUACGUUACUUUACAAAAGAACCAAUUAAAUGUUAACGUUUUUGAUAGAUAAAAUCGUUGAGAGCAGACGUAAGAGGAUACAUAUCAAACUAGAACAUGCUGUGACAGUUAAGGCCUGGUCUUCAAGGGGAACCUAACGGGUUUUACGACUUUUUGAUUGCUAAGAUGCUAGAGUAUCCAUUGACCGUGCAUGAAGUUAAUUUACAGGAAAAUAUAAUCGAUCGGUUACGCCGAUGAUACAUUUAGGAAACGCAAUUUUCAUUUAACUCAUUUGCGACUGUGAAAUAUAAAAGAAACGGGGAAAUAAGUAAAAACAGCCAUUAUUUGACUUGGAAAUUUUUAUAAAGCAUUACCUUUUUACUGUGAUGCACAAAUGUCUGGUCUCGAAUAUAGGUAAGCAAUGACAGUAACGACAUCCGAUGAUGUAUUUGGCGGCGUAAGUGUCAAUCUCAACGGCAACCACAUAUUCAAACCCAACUUCACAGUUUCAUUUUAAGCAGGCGAGAAUUCAUUUUCUUUGAACCUUGCUCCACAUAAUAGCGUGAGUAUAAGCAAUGCAAGUUUAGACUGUCUCAUUGUGCUGAAAAUUUUCAUUUUGAAGUACGACUCGUUUUUAACCUUCAUCAAACUGCGUUAAUUUUGUUUUUGCGCGGGUUUUACUUUUGUUCAUUUACUUAACGGCAAAUAUUUUGGAUUGCUUAAUGUAAAGGAGGUUCUCCGAAGAACAUUUCUGUCGGACAACAAUAAGGAUAACUUUUUUAUUUACCCUGCUAAAAAGAUCGGGACUUUUUAAUCCUUCACUUUCACUGAAUAUCAUUUCAGUAACUUUACCUAGGCAAAACGACGCUUAUUAGCCGACUGGGAAAUUGCCCCAUGCUUUUAAAUGUACUGAAAAUGCCAAGAUAAAUAUAUUCGGCCUACUAGACUGACGGUUUGUUUUAUUAUCAGGUUGUUAAUUAGCACGGUAGCAAUUUAGUUUAUGCAUAGGUCAGAAUUUUAAUGAAGUCAUUUUACCGGCUUCCUGGUAGAGAAACGUACCUUGCGCGAUUUUUAUCUAAUUUCGAAUAAUCAUGGAUUCCGUUAUUUCAAAAAAUUAUCUCGAUCACAUGAACCAUUCUGAGCUAACGGAAAAACUCUUUCGAAGCAUUAGCUCGUUUUCCGCGCCCGCAGUACGUCCAUUGGCAUGUUUAGCUCUAAAUACACCUGACUACCGAGAACAUUCUUAUUUUGUUUUGCUGCAAAUAAUGCUUAAAUAGUUUUAUUUUGAAGAGCAGAAACCGCCAGAUUUAAUGGCACAGUUGAGAGGGAUAUGCUGACAUAAACCAUCCGAUGGGAUUCCUAAAUUCUAUGAUGUCAUCAAAUAUCAAACUAGACCUUAGCAGAGCAAACCACAGUCAGUUUCAGUACAAAAUAAAGGUCAGUUGUGUUACAAUUAGGAAAAUUGGACUGAAGACAGGCAUGAGUAGAUUUUUAUUCUUUGAGGAAAGCGUUACUUCAUUUAUUCGGCGAGACAAUGUCAUAGCAAAGAGGGCAAUUAUACAUUCAAUUACUUCCUAUAUCUAAAAACAGGGGCAGCAAAUGUCUAAAUACUGAAAAGAACACUCGAAGAAAACCUACUUAGGCACCAAUAACGACAGAAGCGUUGACUGCAGACUGUAAGAGAUGUUAUGAAUAGCGCUGAAAGUUUAACCGUUAUUUGAGAGAAGUAGUCUCCAACUGUCGAAGUAAUACUUCUACUGCCAGCGUCCUUCUGAUUAACUGCAUGCGAUUUCCACCUAUUUUAAAGUAAAAACUGCAAAUUAAAAGAUACUUGUCAGAACUGUCGUAAUGUGAAACGCAGUAAAAAGUACUUUGUUAAAGCACGUCCGUACGUCAUCGACGGUAAAUGUAUACCCCAUUGGUGAAUGUCCCCAAACUGCUAUGCUAACGAAUAAUUUUCUCAAUCCCAUAAAAUCUGCCAUUUCUGUAUUUACAAAAAAUAUACGAAACGUGUGGAUGAUCGCAAUUUGUCCAAAAUAUUAUUGUCCCUACAAAGGGCCGCGCAGGAGAUGCAUUAGACCAGCUUGGCGACCAGACUAAGGUACUGCCAGCAUUGACUAUUCUGCACAGGUUCUGCGCACCCCACAAAAAGUACCGCAUGCGAGGUAGGUUUCUGGCACGUCUAGGCGCAGGCCCACGCCGCGUCAGCCACUUGCGUCUAAUCCCAGCAUCAGAUUAUUGGCCGUCUCGAACAGCAAAUUGUUGCAGGCGACGGGGGAGAAAGAGUGUGAUCGACUGCGCAAUUCAUUCCCGCGCAUUUUAACGUACCCAUCAUUAUAAAUAAUCUGAUGCGCUUUAAAGCUAUUACAAUACGCUGAAAUUCGUGGCUUAAAGCCUGCCAAAUGAGGGCUAAUUUAGACCUAUCAGGAAAGGUGGUUAAGGCUGCAACGGUUCCUUUUUAAUGUGAUUCGCAGUUCAGAUGAGCCCGAGUCGAUCAUCUCCUGUUUUCGUGAAAACCUGGUCCAUAGUGCCGGAUCAGACCUAUGUGGCACGCGUAGACGGCUUCUGUCAGUCACUGCUCUCGCUCCCGUCUACUGUCGUCCUGGCUACUUCUCUGCAGGCGAAUGAAGAAGGAGAGAGUGCGGCAGAUGUUGCGCAAGUCUGCUGUCAACAUAAAAUAAAUCACACAAUAGCCAAUCCACACGCUCUGCGGAAUAUCUCUAUUUGCGAGGGUCAAACAGAAGCAUAAAAUAAUUUCAUUCUUGGCGUUUCACCCAAAAAACUUGUUUCUAAGCUCUAAACGCGAACCUUUGAAUGAAAUACUUCACAACGACAUGUUCUGUUGUGCCCUUUCUACGGUGGUUCAUGAACUGACGCAGAAGUGGACGAAGAACAUCGACAUGCAUUAGAAUACGGCUCACCCGAUUUAAAAGAAUGACUCGUUCACGGUAGCUGAACCGGAACCUAUAAAUUCGUUCGUAAAGAAAGAUGCUUUAGCGCCGAACAGCACCAUGCAUAUUUAGCGCGACAGUUUUUGUUUUAGCACAUUCAUGGAUGGAAAAAAUAGCAUUAGAUUGUUUAUUGCAUCAAAAUACCUCUUUACUUCAGACCAGCCCGAGUAUUGCUAAAAAUUUUCAAUUCGCCUCAAAACCGAAUUAUAUAAUUCUGAAUUUUCGAAAACUUUCUGGACACCGUCAAUUGAAAUACAACUAAGCAGUAGAAUAAGCUCAGCAAUGAAAAAUGAACAAUCAGGUUUGUUCGGUUUCAUUACGAAUAGUCACAUAUAAUUUACAAACAGUCGCUAAUGACGAGGCUGGUAAGCGUUGUAAAGCCUGACUGCUCAGGGCAUGACAGACUGGAUGAGGGACGUCCGACAUCUCUAUUGAUUGCAUUCGCACGCUUAGGCCACCUAGUUGAAAGUUCUGAAUUUCUUUUAUAUUAAGAGUAGCCAGAUAACGCAGUGCGUAUUCCUGCAGAGCAUGUAAUUUAUUUUCGGUGGGUUUCGUCAAUAUAUUGAAUCAGCAUGCGUCCGAGGGUAAUAAACGAUCGGUGGGUGCCGCAGAUCGCACCAACCUGUUUGUUUAGGUUUAAUCAGUUUAUGAUCAUCAUGAUCUAUAUGAAUUUUGCGAAAAUCAACGUAUAUGAAUGGCCGGAGAUUGUCACGGAUGAUGUAUUAGGAGGGCACUAUUAAUACUUUUGUUGCAAAGUAGUGUGUACUGUGCCCGGGAUCCGCUGAUUAGUGCUCGUAAUACAGUUGAUUUUGUGGGUUUUGCAGACACUAUAUGAAUCGCUCUUUUCAGCUGUGAUGUAAUGACAAUAUUACUAUGGAUAGACUUAAGAAAAUGUCCAACUUUAAACCAAAUGUUUAUUUGGUACACGGGUGCGCUGGUUAAUAUCAGGUAAGAUCUUAUUUCAUAGCCGCACCUGUAAUGGAUUGGGGUUAGGGGUCAGUGCUAAGAGUUGGGGUUAAGUGUUAUAGUUAGGGGUUAGGGCUAGGGGUUAGUGUUACGGUCAGGGACUAGGGUCAGGGUUUAUUGCUAAACCCUCUGUUAUUUCCAGUCUUGUAUGGCAGGCGGUUAGUGCUUGUCUACUGCAGGUGCAGCUACGAAAUAAAAUCCGACCUAAUAUUAUUACCAGAAGCUCUUCGAGUGCGUAUCUUAUAUUCUUCCUUGAAAAUGUAAUUCAAAUUCGAUGAAGUUGUCGGUGGGUUUAUGAAUGUCAGAAGUAAACAGCCUUCAUUCUGACCAGGCCGAAGUAUUAGCCAUUGACAAAACUACAUCGAAUAUCGUCCUAUGCGUCGGAUUAUAAAACCGUCAACUUGGGACUCUUCCGAAUAAGUUGAAGUUAAGUUGUCUUCCCAGCUCAUAGAUAAUAACCGCUAAAAAGAGUACGGUUGCGAAGAAAUACAAUUGUGGAAAGGUUAGAACGCCUCAGGCGGCACUAUCGCUGGACACUUUUAGAAAUUUGGUGGGGUGCUAACGAGUACGUUAUUAAUCUGACGUUACUCAUGAAACCGAAAUACUCACAAUUUCAUUGUUAAUUGUUGAUGCCCGUUUAUCGCAAACCAAGAAAUUGUGGCUGAAGCGCAUUUGUUAGAAUCCUGGAAAACAACUCCGAAAGCAAAUGUCAGAACAGGUAUUAGUAGCGUGAAGAAUGAAUAUCAAGGGAACAAACAGACAAGGGUUUUCAGUCAAACCGGUUUGAAAUAUCUGUAAAGCAACACCCCUGAGUUGACUUUGCAGAGCCUAGGUUCUUCAUCUCUUACUUGGAAUUGCAACAUGGAACCAAUGACUUCGGAUCAUGUCUCGGCUGGUAAAAGUUGAGCCUAGUGAGCAUUUGCGCGAGCAGUUGUAAAGCCAAUGCUUAGCCAAUCAAAAAUUCACGACGGUAAUACUGUCUGCAGGCUGGCUUAUGUUUUGCCGUUUAGUAAACCAAUUUCAUAGUCAUCAUUCCAGAGACUACAUCUGUGUUGAGCCGAUGUUUCAGAUGUCGACUUGUUUUCGUCUGAGUUACAACCUAAAACUCAUAUUUUUAGUUGACUAGGUAAAACCUGGUUUUCAAAGCGCACUUUUGAAGAUCCUUUGCUUCGACGGCAACUCUCAGACAUAGCACUCGGAAAAACGCAUCUAUUAAAUUUUAAGGGUAGACCGCAGAUUCUAAAACGCGUCUUUACCCCUGCUUAAUUCAUGUGGAAAUGAAUAAGAGCAGUUUUAGAGGCAAAUGCCAAGAUCAAUUUUGAAAUAAUUCAUAGAGGCUGAACUAAAGCAGCAACUCUCAACCGCGAAAUAUUUUCUUUUCUUUGCUUUAAGGGUAUUCUCCAUAUUUAUUGCCCUUACUGGGAGCAAUUGCGCUCUUAAAUAACUUGAUAACGCAUAUUAAUACAAUAGAAAAUGAAGUAUAGAACGAUUAAAGCACAACUUCAUCUACUUCCACAGACGACUCGCUAAUGCUUUUAAAGCAGGAACUGGAUGAGCUUCCUCUGAUAUUAGUGAGAAAGCUAAACAGCGCAGCUUUCUCAAGGAGUGACGCCUAUCAUAAAAUGGACGCAUUCUGGUGGAGAAAACAGUUGCUAUCUCGCCUUCCAUCCGUCAGUGGAAGUUUGCCUAUGUCAAUUCACGCACUGUUUCAUCAUAAGCAACACGGUUAUAUUUUAUACGGGGAGGUCAAGCAAAAUGCCCACGAAGCUGAUAUCUUCACGCGGGCUCUCAACGCCGCAGAGGUAUGAAGAUUAUUUUGCUUUUUGCUAGCAUAAUAGUCUCUAUGGUCAAAAGCAUUAGGACUUCUUGAUUACAAAAUUCAGUGGGUCAGGAAGAUCGGCCUAACUCGACCUAAUGUGGCCUGGUGAAAAUUAAUUGCAUAUGCAUGUAACAUGUACAAUCUGUCAUUUUCAAGGUAUAUAUUUAAGUGUUUGUAGUGUAAUUUCAAUUUCAAACGGACACAUGGGGUGGAUUUUAUACCAAGUUAACUGUUGCACUACUCGAAAAUUGUUUGGAUUUCAGUAAAUGCUUUUCGUUUGGAAUAUAUUAGGAAUGGUCUAUUUAAUCCACGUCAAAAUCUGCCCGCAGGCAGCAGAGGGUUCUCAGGCGCUAAGGUACCUGUAAUAAUCAAUUUCAGUAGGUAUUUCUAAGCAUUCACUAUUUAUCAGGUGUUCCUUAAAGCCUUCACUUACCGCAUAAGCAAAGACUGUGUAUAUAGUCUCUCUUUGCUUGCUGAUAAAUAGCGCUGAUCUAGAAAAUGUGUUCAACUGAAAGUAAUAACCUAUUAUACGUUCAGAGGUGUUUUGGCAGAUUUAAAAUAAUUCCCUUUGACCCAACUGAGAAAAACUGGGUGUCUCGGUGGUAUUCGAACCCACGACAGCAAGGGAAGGCUUUAGUACCGCCAACGCCCUAACCGUUCGAGCUACGAGUCCCCAUCGGACGACGCAGGUUUAGCCAUAUUUGCCUCAAGUUUCCCCUCCCCCCAACCUACUCGUAGCUGAGAUGGUUAGAGCGCUGGCUGUACUAAAGCCUCCCCUUGCUGUCGUGGGCUCGAAUUCCACCAAGGCACCCAGUGCUUCACAGUUGGAUCAAAGUGAACUAUUAUGCCUUGUUAUUUCUGGCUAAAACCCCAUUCUUUUUUGCACAGUUACGGGGAAAGUGACCGCGUGCACUUUGGAUAUACUUCGGAUGAUCAAUUUCGUUUAAGAUGACUGUAUUUUUAAAACGGUCCUUCGGUUAAGAGGAAUGAGUUGCGUAAGGUCGCAAAAACGAUCAGUAUGUGCUAAACACCCAAGACAAUGAGAUUUCAAAUUUCAGAUCCUGUAAGACCUUUGGUUAGGUAGAACCGGCAGACGGCGACUAAUAAGCAAGAAGUGGCCAACAACGUCCCCGUGUCUUCAUUGAUAUUUCUUUUAGGAAACAUAUGCAUAGGCCACUUCCGGAGACAGUUACUGAAAAACUUUUUUAUAGAAUGCUUUGACAGAUGCAAAUCUAAACACCGAAUUUCUGUUACAUACGAAUAUGCUUGAGUUGCAUUACGAAAGUAGUCCUUUUUGAACUGUCGUAAAAGUAAUCUAUUGUACUUAGAAUCAUAUUGGAAACCUAAUGUAAACUGUAUGUGUUUCUGCGCACAGUAUGCAAGAAGGAGUUGCGAAAAUGCACAGGUUCAUAGUGAAGUUUUGAUAAAUUUUCAGGGAGACAAAAGACAAAUAGUACUCACGUAAGGCCGCAAUAACGAGACUAAUCAAUUGUGCUGUAUCAGCGCUUUAUUCGCAAGAUAUAUCGAGACUUUAAAACGAAAUUAUUAGAUGACAGGACUAUUGAUGUGCAUCAACCAAAUGGUCAAGAAAAUAUCACUUUCAUUACACUUGACCAGGUACCAAUUUAUAUCAAGAAGAAGUUAGAAUAUAUGCACAUAGAUAUCUCAGCGUUAGAGUACCAUUCUGUUAGGAAAGAUGUGUUACGCGUAACGGUUGGCCGCAACUUCACAUUACACAUCUUUAAGUCUUAAUUAUGAAUGAUUUUUGCAAGCCCCUUUUUCUCGUAACGCCUGAGUUUAUCUGCAAACUGUUGAGGCCGAUUACAUCUGUCAAUAAAAACUGAGAUAUUCUCCACCCUACAGAAUCUCUGUAAUCUUUUUAGCUAGACACUCAACCUUCAUGUAGAAAACUUGGUCUUUGUUUGAUAUUCCAGUUCAGUUUCUCCCAACUUUCUGCGACCUUGUUUGAUAGUAUAGAGGCCUGUCGAGUGUGCACAACGAUAUGCUUUAGCGCUAAAUAAAAGACAAUGAACAGCCACCGCGAAAUAAAUGAUUUGAAACUUCAAUAGACAUAUGCGUUUUAUGCGGUAUUUUAUUUCCCAUAUAAUCACAGGUGUUCAGUAAAGUGUAAGGUGCACUGACAGUCCGGUGUUAUAUCUGCGUUAAUCCUCAAAGACUCUGACUGUAUUCCAGAGCAGUGCUGAUGCCAACGGGACCAUACUUAGUACGACCAAUAAGCAUGUUUUCAAUACCGUUGAUUAUUGCUGUCAUGACAAGACUACUUAUUAAUAAGUGUCGCUUAAAUUUCAUAGUACUUGCAAUAAUGACAUGCCCACUCAAAAUUAACGUUACGAAUUAACUCGCAGUUUUCCAUUCGAUUGAUGCAUUAAAAGAUAAAACACAAUCUUCCACGGGAAAUGAUUCUCUCGAUGGCGUAUAUUUAUGCAAUACGGACACUAAUUAUUCCCCACACGGUUUCUAAAGAACAUUUCAGUUAGGAUAGAGAGAAAUAAGUGUCAGGUAAAAGCAGCAAAUGAGCUUCUUCGCGAAAUUCGAGUUUUUUUCUCGUCACACAAGAUAUUUUAGAACUUCCAAAAUAUGUCUCUACUUCAAACUUUAACAGUAGUGUUGACUUGUGGCUGUUACAAAGGUCUCUACAGGACUGCCGUCAAAAUUAGAUUUUUAGUGGCAUGCACACUUUUCGCUCGAUGAUGAAGAAAUAUAAGAUGCUCUAAUUUCAAGUAUCAUUGCGCGUGAAGCAUUGCCGCCAAACGUCUCGAAGUGUUGGCAGAUCUUUGACCCAUGCGGGCUUUUUGCGUUAGAAAAUGUUACAAUUUCACCAAAAGACAGCGCUAGAAUUUAUUUUUCCAUUAUGGACGUGAAAAAUGGACAUUAUUUCCUUGCACUUAUGCCAUCAAAGUGUGGGGACUUUUUAGAAAAUCCAAGGCCCUAAACUAAUUCCUCGAUUACUUAAACUUUCUGAAAGUCGUAAACAGGCUUUAAAAUGUCGAAUUUGCGAGCUAAAUUAUUAAGAAGGUCAGACGUUCAUAGUGUUCCAAAUUACAAUGACUGUUGCGAAAACUCAAAGUGACUUUUCAUCUCCUAUGACACCUCUUGAUAGCACGCGUACUUAUAAGGCUUGAGCAAAACAUUUUUAGCAGGGACAAACCGAACAUUAUUCAGUAAGAUGUUCGCUCUAUCGCAAAAACAUGGAUAACAGAACUUAGAGCAUUAGAAAUAUGGAUGAGCCUUCGAUUUAAUGUUUAUCACUCUUUUAUUGAGCAGUCCGUGUACUUGCAGUGUCAAGUGUAUUUCACAAGCACAGAUUUUGAAGACGUUCCUGGAAAGAUCGUGCAAAGUUCACAGGUAACAAAAAUGUGAAUGCGCGUUUUAAUUACUAACCCUCUGGCCUUUAUUAUUCCAAGUAUAUCAGUUUAAGGUUAACAUUCUUCGAUAGAAACAAGGCCAACGUUGCGCCAUAUUUCUUGGCAUGCUGGCAAACUGAAGAAAUAAUCUGGAGAAUAAUUUUAGAGGAACUAAUCGGAUUUUGUUCAGAAGUAACAGCGCUUCUAUGAAUAUUACAUAUGUUCAUUCGAGAUUUUGGCGUAAAAUUUAUUCUCCUCCGAUCAACAGCAAGUAAAUAUUAGUCAGCUGCAAAGAACAUUUGCAUUGGUCACAAAAGCCUCGACACGGUUCCAGAAAAGGCAGCGUAUGCCAGGAUACUGUUUGGGAAAAUACUGAGGUAACUAUAAAAGUGGAGAUAACAGCCAUCUUUUUAAAAAUUGUCCAGCUCUCCUGUAAUUGCAGACUAUGAGGUUUAUCAUUUAGGCUUGCCUUAAUCAACAACUUCAUUUCAGUGUCCUGAAAGUACGCUGGAACAAAUAAGCGUUAACAGUUUGAUUCUUAAAAAGGAAAGACUGAGAAGCGUGUGAUACGCAUAAAAAUCAAUCAAAAGCAAACAAAAUUGUAGUUAUUUGAUACAAUUUUAUAUAAUCCACUACUCUACAUGAUGAGUUAAAGUUAAUUUACGUUUACCCUCUUGCGGUCUUCUCUGUGUUUGAGCUUAUUAUUCUACUUUUUAGAAUAUGGCGACCUAUAUUGCUCGUUUUUGCAUUAAUGACGAAGGUCUUCAAAUGCCCGAGGAUGGGAGAUUCAUCCUAACGGCCUUGUUUCGUUUGACUUUGCACUGUUCACGGAAGGUUAAAAGUCACAGAGAAAACUUGGAUACAUUUCACAACUUUCGGAAAAACAGCGUGAAGACGUAAGUUACUGAGGGCUCCACUAUAUGAGACGCACAAUACUAAAAACUAUUAGGAGUAUUAAGAAAAGAAAGCUUAAAACACUGUUUCUUAGACCACAUUCACAAGAUACUUAAAGUCGAAGAAACUUAAAGAAUGUGUUUGGAAUUUAACGUACAAGAUAAGUGGAUAUCAAAUAAAAUAACUAUGUUUAAUAUAUAUGUACAUUCUAGGUUUUAGCGAAGUAAACCCAUGUUCUAGACACAAGUUCAAGAUAUUUCUUCUGAACUUUCCAUACGCGUAUUUAAAGAGAAGCCGCGGAAUUUAUCAAAGAUUUAGACUGGUGUAUUGGAAAAGUUUUUUCGUUCAGUUUGGUUUGCUAAUAUCAGCAAGAAAUCAGCACUUGACAGGCCAGGGGCAACGUUUGUAAUAUGGAGCCGAAAUUGUAAAAGUGCGACCAUUGAUAUGCUCAGGGAUCUCUAUGACAGUUUUAACGAAAAAGAUUACUUUUUAUUCCAUGAAUUUAGGUGAGACUUAUCAUCUUCGUUAACUGUGUUGCAGAAAAUACUUAAUGUAAAUUAUCCAUGAUGGAAAAUAUUAAGUAUAUCGCUCAUUUUAGUCAUUUUUCUCUGAAUUGCUGCCAAGAGAUUUUAAUUAAAGAGCCCAGAUUUAGCGAGACCUGCCUAUCGCAUGACGUUAGUGUGGGUACACAUUCAACAAAAGUCAUGUCUUAUUUUUCAGUAUAUUUGAUAAUUCUAAAUACUUAAUCGACUUUCGUUUUCUUAUGAAUUUAAAUAUCAACGUUUUCGCUAAAGAAAUAUUUCAACUCUCAAAUGAAUAAGGGGUAGGCGAAUGGAAACGCCGUUUGGAAAGCAUACUCGAAGACUGGUCUUUCUCAAUUAGGUGGUGCUAAGAACUGCUUCUAAGUAAAUACAGUCGUGAAGACCCUGAUGUACCAAGACUCUAUUAGUAGUGUGACUUAUUACAAAUAUACGGAAAGAUUAUGUUUACCGCAUGCUCGAUUCCUCCGCGAGGUAUGUGCAUGAGACGGCAAAGUUUUGCAUUUGAUUCUCUGUUUCAGUUUUGAUGAGGAGAUUAAUGUAGUUGAGAAUAUGUAUUCCGGAAACGAGAUUAUUCUUCCUAUCAACGCCAGCUAA
Messenger RNA from Spirometra erinaceieuropaei, 11865 nucleotides. NCBI's taxonomy places the organism in Eukaryota, Metazoa, Platyhelminthes, Cestoda, Diphyllobothriidea, Diphyllobothriidae. The record is from the annotation of a GenBank genome assembly.